AUGGUUGAACUCGUCGCCGAUGGCUCCUCCUCGUCUCCUCCUCCCUCGUCACCGUCGCCACCACGACCGCCGAUUGUGACUCCCCUCAUCGCCGACCCUUCACCUCCGCGGGAGAGACGCACGCCGCGCCACCCACCGUCGCCUCCACCUGAAAUCGACAACCCACCGUCGCCUCCUCCACCAUCCAAUGUUGCGCCACCGUCACCACUAGCGAGGAUGAUCGACAUCAACCAACUACCACCAUCAUCGCCACCCACUGUUUCGAGCCCUAAUUUGGGCAAUGAGGUACACCCUGUUUCACGACUUCAUGAACUGGUGGAAGGUUUAACAACCUCCGAUUCAUCUGAGGAUGAGCAUUUUAUUCCACCAUGCUCUCCCUCCACUGUAUUGAGUCCACCAAAAAUAUACUUGCUUACUUGGUACAAUCACCCCUGCACACGAAUGCCCACUGUUUUGACCGAUCCCAUACCCCACACUGGUGAGGAUGAAUCGGUUGGGCUUGAGGACAUUGAUUUAAAUGAAAUGGAUGAGGACAUUAGUACACCACACAGUGAGCAUGAUCAUGAGGCUAAUGUAGAACCUGAUGAAGAAACUGUUGUAGAGGCUGAUGUAGAGCCUGAUUUGGAAGCCGAAGUACGGAAUUUGACCUCAAUCCCUACUAGAAAGAGGAAGGGAUUGAGACGGAUUUUCGCUACAAGGUCAAAGGUUGUGCAUAGUCAGCCUUUAAAAAAGAGACCAAGAUGA
Cynara cardunculus var. scolymus (artichoke) is the source of this 744-nucleotide messenger RNA. RefSeq names its product leucine-rich repeat extensin-like protein 5. The record is from RefSeq and is a predicted model, not a curated record. Lineage: Eukaryota; Viridiplantae; Streptophyta; Magnoliopsida; Asterales; Asteraceae. The transcript has a single exon. Bases 1 to 744 code for a protein of 247 amino acids.